GGCAGAGAUGAGAUGCAACAGCAGCGCGCUGACAGACAAAAACAAAACACGCGGCUGACGAUCCAAUCGGAACACCAUCAUCAUCAUCCAUCACACCCCAGCCCAGCUGGGCUCGAGAUCGGAUCGCUGCCCAGUCCGUCGCAGAUCUCCUCUCCCGCGCGGCCCUGAUCCGCAAGUUCCUUCUUUGGCGGAAGAUACAUGGCGGAGCUGGUGGUGGCAGCGGCUGCGCCGGCGCCGGCGGGGAGGUGGGGCGCCGCGCCGCCGCAGGAGCUGCUCGAGAGGCUCAAGGACUACGGCCAGGAGGGCGCCUUCGCGCUCUGGGACGAGCUCGCGCCCGAGGAGCGCGACUUCCUCGUCCGGGACAUCCAGAGCAUAGAUCUUGCCAGGAUCGACCGGAUCGUUCGAUGUUCACUCAGAUCGCAAGGUGGUCCUGUGCCGGUUGUUCAGCCUGUGCCGGAGUCAAGUGUGGCGACAGUGGAUGAUAGAAGCCCUGAGGACAAAGAAAGGUGGUGGAGGAGGGGUUUGAAAGCCAUUGCAGAGGGAAAGUUGGCUGUCGUACUUUUGGCUGGUGGUCAGGGAACACGCCUUGGCAGUUCUGAUCCUAAGGGAUGUUUCAGUAUUGGGCUUCCAUCUGGAAAGUCACUUUUCCAACUUCAAGCUGAACGAAUUUUGUGUGUUCAAAAGCUGGCUGCUCAAUCCACUGAUGCUCCAGGCAACACUCCGCAGAUCCACUGGUAUAUAAUGACCAGUCCCUUCACUGAUGAAACCACCCGCAAAUUCUUUGAAAGCCGUCGAUAUUUUGGCUUAGAGCCUGACCAAGUGACCUUUUUCCAGCAAGGCACACUCCCGUGUGUUUCUCCUGAUGGAAGGUUUAUCAUGGAGACACCAUAUAAGGUGGCAAGAGCCCCGGAUGGCAAUGGGGGAGUAUAUGCUGCUCUAAAAUCUAAAAGGUUGCUCGAUGAUAUGUCUGCAAGAGGUGUGAAAUAUAUUGAUUGCUAUGGAGUUGAUAAUGUGUUGGUCCGUGUUGCAGAUCCAACAUUCCUAGGAUACUUCAUUGACAAGGGUGUGUCUGCUGCUGCGAAGGUUGUAAGGAAGGCAUACCCACAGGAGAAAGUUGGGGUAUUUGUUCAGCGUGGUAGGGGUGGACCUCUCUCUGUGGUUGAGUACAGUGAAAUGGAUGCAUCUAUGACUACUGAAAUCAAUCAAACAACAGGACGCCUUCGUUAUUGUUGGAGCAAUGUGUGCUUGCAUAUGUUCAGUUUGGAAUUUCUCAAUCAAGUAACCAAUAGUCUUGAGAAGGAUAGCGUUUAUCAUCUAGCAGACAAGAAGAUUCCUUCAAUUCAUGGGUACACAGCAGGCCUAAAGCUUGAACAGUUUAUAUUCGACGUGUUCACCUAUUCUCCAUCGACAGCUCUUUUUGAGGUCAUGAGGGAAGAGGAAUUUGCACCAGUAAAGAAUGCUAACGGUGCGACCUACGACACUCCUGAUAGCGCCAGAUUAAUGCUACUUCGCCUUCACAGCCGAUGGGUUGUUGCUGCAGGUGGCUUUUUGACGCAUUCCGUGCCCUUGUAUAUGACAGGUGUUGAAGUUUCUCCCAUGUGCUCUUAUGCUGGAGAAAACCUAGAAGCCAUAUGCCGUGGACGAACAUUCCAUGCACCAAGUGAGAUCUCACUCUAGGCGGAGGUUGUUCCAAGGAGCAGUUGCAUACAAGAACGGCAAAGUCUGUGAAUUUUUGUUAGGACAUGGGAUCAAGAUGGCAGGACCUGAGCACUUUCAAUUAGAGUGUCAAUAUUAGUCAGCCUGUUGUAUGCUGUGUGAGUACAGAGUAUUGUAAUGCAACACUUGAGGCUAUCUUUUCCCCCCUUUUGGUGAUAUUUAUCAUUUGUUGCUCAAAAUGUAGAUUGAUCAGAGGGCACAAUUCAAUCUUUAUCAAAAUCAAUGUAUUUCUGAAAUUUUGAAUACUGUUCUUUGCACAAUUGAUUUAAUGUGAGAAAAUCCAAAGAAUGGAUUCUACUA
Brachypodium distachyon (stiff brome) is the source of this 2016-nucleotide messenger RNA. RefSeq names its product UDP-N-acetylglucosamine diphosphorylase 1. The coding region runs from base 199 to 1677 and encodes 492 amino acids. Gene Ontology annotation, biological process: UDP-N-acetylglucosamine biosynthetic process. Gene Ontology annotation, molecular function: UDP-N-acetylglucosamine diphosphorylase activity. The record is from RefSeq and is a predicted model, not a curated record. NCBI's taxonomy places the organism in Eukaryota, Viridiplantae, Streptophyta, Magnoliopsida, Poales, Poaceae. The transcript has 15 exons.